This is a messenger RNA of Exophiala viscosa, 1710 nucleotides long. RefSeq names its product amino acid/polyamine transporter I. Gene Ontology annotation, biological process: transmembrane transport. The record is from RefSeq and is a predicted model, not a curated record. Bases 1 to 1551 code for a protein of 516 amino acids. Lineage: Eukaryota; Fungi; Ascomycota; Eurotiomycetes; Chaetothyriales; Herpotrichiellaceae. Gene Ontology annotation, cellular component: membrane. The transcript is spliced from 5 exons. Gene Ontology annotation, molecular function: transmembrane transporter activity.
AUGAAGACACCGACCACCCCUCCGGACGUGGUGCAGGCUACUCCCCACCCCAUGCAGAUUGAUCUCUCAGCAGAUGAACUCCAACUUCGAGCUCAAGGCCAUGUCAGCGAGCUGCCACGCCAAUUCGGGGCAUUCGCAACCCUGUCCCUGGCGUUCAGCAUAACCAACUCCUGGGUUGGCUUUUCUGCAGUGUUCGCGACUCCCUUGCUCGCUGGCGGUGGGCCAACAGUUUUUUUCGGCUUGAUUGUGGCGACCAUAGCAUGCUCCUUCAUCACGGCCGGUUUGGCGGAGCUGGCAUCGGCCUUUCCCUCCAGCGGCGGACAGUAUCACUUUGCUUUCAUGGUUUCCUCCCCAAAGUAUCGAGCGGCAACCGCAUUCACGGUUGGCUGGCUAAGUGUGAUUGCUUGGUGGUUCAUCACGGCUACGGCAGGUAUCUUCUGCGCCCAGCUUGUGGGAAAUAUUGCCUCAUUCCUCCGUCCUGACUAUGUGUGGACCCAAUGGCAGAUUUACCUGAUCUAUCUUCUGCUAUGUACUACCGCUGUCGCCGUCGUUGUUUGGCUACCUCGCCAGAUGCCAAUGCUCCAGAUGGUGUUUUUCAUGGCAUCGCUCGUCGGAUUUGUGGUUUUCUUCAUCACUGUGUUGGCUACCAGUAAGGAUCAUAAGCAAAGAGCUUCUACAGUGUUUACCAAGUGGGAUAAUCAGACUGGAUGGAGUGAUGGCACGGCAUUCCUGCUUGGUGUCGGCACUUGCAUGUAUGCCUAUCUGGCAGUGGACUCAGUAACACAUCUUGCUGAAGAAAUGCCAAAUCCCGGGACAGGCGUCCCCCGAGCAAUGUGCCUGACUAUCCUUAUUGGCAUGCUCACCGUGUUCAUGUGGACUCUCGCUUUUUUGUUCUCUACGUCCGAUCUGGACGAGGUGUCUAUGUCGCACCUUCCUAUCUUGACGGUCUACUAUCAAGCUUUGCGAUCUAAAGCCGGAGCAGCAUUCUUCGCCGUCUGGUUAUUAUUUAUCUACUACGGCGCAACUAUCGGUUGUUUUCUCUCUGCCGGCCGGCAGACUUGGUCAUUUGCAAGAGACAAUGGAUUACCGUACAGCAAAGUCUUUGCAAAAACACAUCCGACACUACAGGUCCCAGUAAACGCUACCGUUGCGACGCUGGUAUUCUGCGUGUUUUACGGAUUAAUCUAUAUUGGAUCGACCACGGCAUACAACAGCUUCGUUAAUCUCUCAAUUUUAGGUCUGAAUAUUACCUACGCUAUACCGCAGGCGGUGGUUGUUAUUCGAGGUCGAGACAAAGUCUUGCCAAAGCGACAAUUCGACCUCGGACCAGUCCUUGGUCCUAUCUGUAACAUCUUCUCCACCAUCUGGAUGCUUGUAUUUACAGUGCUGUUCUGCUUUCCAGUCUUCUUGCCCGUCACCUUGCAGAACAUGAAUUACCUCAGCGUUGUUGUUGCUGCGGUGUGUUUGUUCAUUCUUAUCCUCUGGUGGGGUGGAAAGAGGAAGACAUUCGAGGGCCCCCAUGUCGAACUUGCCGCAAGCGUUUGUCUCUAGAGAUGAGUAUGUGAGGGGAAAGAAGAGCCAGCAGGAACCACACAUGGUUUGAAAGCCUGGAUAGGCGUAACAGAUGUCAGAUUAUCAAGCAUGACAUUUGUACAUGAUCACCAGCUAUGGCUUCAAUGUUGAGAGACAAUUUUCUUCCAUAGAACCUGC